GUCGACGCGAAAAAAAAAGGAUGAAAUAAAUCGACAAUGGCUGGUUAUCGGCUCGUAAAGUGUUCCUCGAUUCCUCCCAAAGGCCUUUCUCCCACUCGCCGCAAUGCCUCCCCCAGUUCAAGUCGCGACUUUGGAAAUCACUGCACCGACUGUUGGCCACAACGGUUAUCAAGGAUUCAACCCACGCAAAGAAGUCUUGCCCAAGGGUUGGAACGGGUUCAACUCACGCCCAUUGGAUGAGGACUUGAUUGCCGAGCAUGACGUUGGCAUUCGCGUCCGAGACGGCUGCGUCCUCUACUGCGACAUCUACCGACCCGUUACCGACGAACCUGUUCCUGCAAUUGUCUGUUGGAGUCCGUUUGGCAAGAAGCACAAUGGAAUCAACAUGAUGAAGAAGGUGCGUUGGGGAGUCGGUGUCCCCGACGGGUGCCUCAGCGGUCUCGAACGCUUCGAGGGUCCAGAUCCUGCGGCAUACUGCCCUCGAGGGUUUGCGAUCGUGAAUGUCGAUGCUCGUGGUGCUGGAGACUCAGAUGGCUCCAUCGUCAUUAUGGGAAAGCAGGAAGGGGAGGACGGUCAUGAUGUUAUCGAGGGCCUAGCCAAGUUGCCCUGGUGCAAUGGCAACCUCGGCCUGGCUGGAAACUCGCAUCUGGGCAUUGUGCAAUGGUUUAUUGCAGCUACGCAGCCUCCGUCUUUAAAGGCAAUUGCGCCAUGGGAGGCAUGCGGAGACUUGUAUCGCGAGCAAUUUGUCCGAGGAGGAGCCUGGGAUAACGGCCUGUUCGACCUCAUCACUCGCGAAUCCAUUCGCGGCCGUCACGGCCUUGAGGACUUCAAAGAGAUGUAUCGCCGCUGCCAGACAAUCAACCCUUAUUGGGCGGACAAGCGCGCAGACAUCGCCUCCAUCAUGAUCCCGACCUAUAUUGUCGCCUCCUAUUCCAGCUUCGUGCACACAAUGGGAUCCAUUCGGGGAUGGCUGCAGGUCAACACUGACCAGAAGUGGCUCCGUUGGGACCCCUAUCAGGAAUGGUAUGACCUCUGGGUCGAGCAAGAGAGCAAGGACGAGCUUGCAGCAUUCUUCUCCCACUUCCUCAAGGGCGAUGACAAUGGCUGGGAGAAGACGCCGAAACUGCGCAUGGCGUCGUUGAACUUUGGCGACAAGGACCCCAUCUACCCGAUCGCAGCGAGCGACUUUCCCCUGCCCGAGACUGAAUAUCGACAGCUCUUCUUCACCGCAGACAACAAACUCGCCGAUAGCCCCCCGUCCUUGGGCCGCGUUUUCGAAUACAACUCGGAAAGCGGCACUGACCCGUGCGACUUUGUUGGCUUUACGCAUACCUUCCAGCAGCCUACACGCUUAAUGGGUCUACCCAAGGCAGUCCUGUACAUGUCCUGCCCUGACCUGGAUGACAUGAUCGUCUAUGUUCUCAUUCGCAAGCUUGAUAAGAACGGCAACCCCAUGAUUAACAUCAACAUUCCUUGGAGUGCGGCCCCAUACAAGAAGGCCGCUGAGAUUCCCAAAGAGGAAUACUCCAACCUGACUAUCUACUAUGGCCCGACUGGAAUCCUCCGAGCCUCUCACCGGGCGAUCGACCCUUCUCGAUCAAUCCACCCCCAGUAUCCAUUCCACCCGCACGACAAGGUCGAGAAAAUCACACCAGGAACCGUGGUUAAGUUGGAAAUUGGCCUGUGGGCAAUGGGCACGGACUUUGAGGCUGGUGAAUCGCUGCGCGUCCAGGUUUCCGGCGAGUAUCCCUUGAUCAAGGAGUACAAGGGGGCCAAGGUGGAUCUCGAAGUUCGAAACCAGGGGACACAUCGCGUGCACGUUGGAGGAGAGAACCCCAGUCAUAUCAUAUUGCCAUUCGUAUAGAUAGUUCUUUGUGUGUGAAGUAAGGCAUAUGCUAAAGCAAAGAUUUCCUCCCCUAACAGGCAUCUGUAAUUGUAAAAUAGAGCAAUCC
Messenger RNA from Aspergillus calidoustus, 1952 nucleotides. NCBI's taxonomy places the organism in Eukaryota, Fungi, Ascomycota, Eurotiomycetes, Eurotiales, Aspergillaceae. The record is from the annotation of a GenBank genome assembly.